Molecule: messenger RNA, 3575 nt
Organism: Lycium barbarum (goji berry)
Lineage: Eukaryota; Viridiplantae; Streptophyta; Magnoliopsida; Solanales; Solanaceae
Product: probable disease resistance protein At4g27220
Exons: 4
Coding region: 313-3246 (977 amino acids)
Molecular function (GO): protein binding; ADP binding
Source: RefSeq, a predicted model, not a curated record
AAGUUCCAAUCAACGUUGACUUUUCCUUUACCAAAAUACUCCUAUUUAGUUAGAGCUCUGCAUCUUCAUUGCAAUAAAAACAUACCCCAAUUAAAUAUCUCAUAUAUUGUGGUUCUCUACAGAAGCUUUUCUACCUUUGAUUGAGGUAGCAAAGUUUCCUCUUUGUCCAGCAAAUUAAGCAGAUCGGGUAGCAAACUUAGCCUUUUAACGACGUGAAGAGCAGAGGUAGCAAAGUUAAGUUUCAUCGUUAUAAGUUUUUUCUUGUUCCAGCUCUAAUCAGAAAGCCACUUAGCCUUUCAAGAACGUGAAGUGAUGGAGGCAUUAUCAAUCCUCAAAGAGAAAGUAUGGGAUCCAUACAUGGGACUCGAGGGAAAAAUAGAAACCCUUAGAAUUAAGAUGCAAGUGUUGAUCAGCCGUAGUAAGGAUGUCAUGACUGAAACAAAAGAUGCAGAACUCCAUUCAAGUAAGAAACGGAAGACAGAGGUCGACAAUUGGCAGAGCAACGUACAAAAACUAGAGGAUGAGUUUAGAUGCUUUGAGCAAGAAAUAGAACAGAGGUCUAAAUUUUCACGCAUAGGGUUGUCGAAUCGUGCCGAUAAAAUUCAUAAAGAAGUGGAAGGCCUCAUAGACCAAGGUAAAUUUUCGGAGGGGAUUUUGCUCAAUGCUAAUGAAGAAAAAGUGCAGCCUUUGGUGACAACAAACUUGAAAGGCAAAGCAUUUGAGCAGAGUCUAAAGGAGGCGGUAGAGUACUCUUUGAGUGAAGUUUCAAGUAUUGGCAUUUGGGGGAUGGGUGGUGUGGGUAAAACCACUCUUGCAACACAUAUCCAUAACCAUCUUCUCAAAGAUUCAAGAUUCACAAGUAAUGUUUAUUGGGUCACUGUAUCACAGGAUUUUAGCAUUACUAAACUGCAGAGUCAGAUUGCUAAGAUGUUGAGACUAGAUCUUUCAGCUGAGGAUGACGAUAAGAAAAGGGCGGCCAGUUUGUACCAAAGUUUGAUGAGGAAUAAAAAUUUUGUUCUCAUAUUGGAUGAUGUAUGGACCCCUUUUGAUGUAGAGAAGGUAGGAAUUCCACUAGAAAUGGGUGGAGGUAAACUGAUCAUUACCAGUCGAUCGGUUGAGGUGUGUGACAGAAUUGGCUGCAAAACGAAAGUAAAAGUAGGAACACUUUCGCCGAUUGAGUCUUGGGAAUUCUUUGUCGAGAAACUUGAUCAUGGUGGAAAUCUCCCAAAUGAAAUAGAAGAAAUAGCAAGGAAAAUGACAAAGAAAUGUGAUGGACUGCCACUGGGGAUAAUAACUAUGGCUUCAAGUAUGAAAGGAGUGAAUGAUGUUUUUGAGUGGAGGGACGCAUUCGAAGAAUUCACAGAAUCUUGUAUGCAAAUGGAGAAUAUGAAUAACGAAGUGUUUCCCAUUCUCCGCUUUAGCUAUAAUCGGUUGAGGGAGCCAAGACUGCAAAAGUGUUUUCUUUAUUGCUGCUUAUACCCUGAAGACUUCAAAAUUAGGAGAAAUGAAUUGAUUCGCCUUUUUAUUGUUGAAGGAUUGCUAGUUAGGAGGAACAACAAGAGAGCAGAAUUUGAUCAAGGUCAUGCAGUGUUGAACAAACUGGAAAGGGCGUGCUUAUUAGAAAGUGUUUUGAAUUAUGAAGGAGAAAGUUGUGUGAGGAUGCAUGAUUUGGUGAGACAGAUGGCACUGCAUAUUGCAAGAGAUGAAUUUAAGUGGAUGGUGAAAGCAGGAGCACAAUUUCGUGAAAUACCAGGGGAGCAAGAAUGGUCAGAGGACUUGGACAAGGUUUCUUUGAUGGCAAAUGAUAUAAAGGAAAUUUCACAGCCCUUAUCCAAUGUACGUCCUCGGCUUACAACUUUUUCAUUGCGAGGAAAUCGUAGUUUGAGUCAAGUUGUAGAUCCUUUUUUGGUGCAGAUGCCUGGUCUAUGUGUUCUGGAUCUAAGCUACACUGCAAUACAACAGCUGCCUAGUUCCGUGACAAAUUUAGCAAGUCUCUCUGCAUUGCUGCUGCGACGUUGUAGAGAACUUAGAUUUCUGCCGCCGUUGGACAAGCUCAAGAACCUCACUGAAUUGGACCUUUUUGACACAAACAUCAAGGAGGUGCCCCAAGGCUUAGCAAGCUUGGUUAAUUUAAGUUUCCUGGACAUGAGAACAAGGGAGAAACUAUUUAAGACACCAGCUGUAGGUAUUUUAGCUAGGCUCUUUAAUCUUCAUUCCCUCUCGAUUCCUUUUGCUGUACGAGUAGAAGAUUUAAGGGGGAUGAGACAACUAGAGGUAUUUCGCGGGGUGUUUGUUGAUGUUUGUAGUUUCAACGGAUUUGUCAAACAUCGGCAGUCUUGCAGGACGCCGAGUUUCUUUCAAAUUGCUUUAGAUCCGACACAAUCUCCCAGUUUGGGUUUCGGUAUUAUUCCUCAUUGUAAAGUAGUGGUUCUAAGGGGCAUGGUUCUCACCGGGGAUAAAAUAGAAGAAGAGGGAGAUGUGACUCUUCUACCUCUGGACACUCAAGAGUUAGUAAUUGACCACUGUGAUAUUCUCACCUUGGGCAAUAGCUUGUUAGAUGCUAUUCCAUCUCUGACUCAGUCCAAAGACUUGAGAGCAAUUCGAAUUUUUAGCUGCAAAGGUAUAGAGUUCUUAAUGAGGUUAUCUAAUUGUAGCUCAAUGGGUGGAAGAAUGAUGGGAGAUCAUGAACUGACGUCUACUUGCAGCCCCUUCUCGAGUCUUGAGAGAUUGACCUUGAGGGGCUUAGAGGAAUUCAGUGGUCUUGUUAAGUUGGAGUUAGGAGAAGCUUUGCCUCCAGUUGGAACCUUUUCCCAUCUCUGCAGGCUUAAUGUUUAUUCGUGUCAUAAAAUGAAGAAUCUAAUCCCUAGGUGGUUGCUGCAAUACCUCCUAAAUCUGACGGAUAUAGUAGUAGAGGACUGCGAGGAAAUGGAAGAGAUAAUGAGUGAGGAUGAAGAAGAGCAAGCAAAGCAGUGCGCUAGUUCAGCCUCAUCAUCGUCUCCUUUUCCUUCAAAUGAAAGCAGAAGCAUCAAGGAUGAUGAGGUUGUUCUACCAAAGUUGCAAAAUGUUACCUUAACUUGGUUACCAAAACUGAAGAGCGUAUACAAGGGAAGAAUGACUUGUGGUUCUAUUCAGCGUAUAACAGUGGUCGGUUGUGAGAAGCUGAAGAGACUUCCAUUUAACUCUUCCUCUUCUAAACGGGCAGCCAUCAGCUCUUCCAGCUCUUCAAGGUAUCUACAUGGAUCAUGAAGAAGACUGGGAAGCUUUGGAAUGGGACCAUCCUGAGUACAAGAAUGUCCUCCAUUCUUUUUUAAAAUAAUUUUAUCGAAUAUUUAAAGUUACCAAAAGAUAGAUAGUUUAGUUUACACAAAUUUUUUACCUUCCCAUUUUAUUCGCAAUUAUAUUAUUGAUACGUGCAAAUGCUAUUUUUUUUUUAAAUCCCUUCUGAGAUGUCUAGUUGUAAAUUCACUAUCCAUAUUAUAUUUUUGUCUAAAAAAAAAGUAAGUAUAAAAAUGUAGAGUCAUUUGAUUUAUAUUUUUUGCAUACUGAAACUUCAUCUUUGUUUAUAAAUAAAAUAA